GUCUUUAAAGCCUCCAGGGACAAUAAGCCUCACCACAUCUUCGAAGAGGAGGACGCUUUGAUGCUGAGCUAUCCGAUGCUGCCGUCGCCUUCACUGCUUCGUGAUGGUUCUCUGGAGUGGAGAGGCGAAGGGAAAGAACAUCCCUGCUGGCUUCUUUGUGCCGCCGCCGGCUGAGCUGGAUGGCGACUGGAGAAAGCAGGUCAUAUUUUUUCCUUGUUCUUCAUCAUCUCGUGGGGCCUUCCAGAUCUUCCUCCCCCUCUGCCGACUCCUGGAAGUGAAACUAUAUCACCUGAAGGUGUGGCAAGAAAAGAGGUCCAGCCGCAGCCAGCCUCGCCUCGCCAGGAUCGCAGCAGCAGCAGCAGCAGCAGCAGCCGCCCAGCAGCCUCCCUCCCUCCCUCCCGGGCGCUGGGAUGCGUCUUCCUCCCCGGGGCGCAGCGUCCAGCUUGGAGUGUCUCGAGGCGCGUGGAGCGGCGGCAUCGGCACCAUGGCUCGCUUCGGAGAGGAGCUGCCCAGCCGCUAUGGGGGCGGCGGAGGAGCGGGGCCCGGCGGGCCGCCGGGGGGCGGCGGCGGCGGAGGGGGCCCCGGCGGAGCGGGCCGCGGCAGCAGUCGCCAAGGAGGGCCCCCCGGCCAGCCCGGCCAGCGGGCCGUCUACAAGCAGUCCAAGGCCCAGCGGGCUCGGACCAUGGCCCUCUACAACCCCAUCCCCGUCAAGCAGAACUGCUUCACCGUCAACCGCUCCCUCUUCGUCUUCAGCGAGGACAACGUGAUACGCAAAUACGCCAAGCGCAUCACCGAGUGGCCUCCAUUUGAAUACAUGAUUUUGGCGACCAUUAUAGCUAAUUGUAUUGUUCUGGCGUUGGAGCAACAUUUACCGGAUGGAGACAAGACACCCAUGUCAGAGAGACUGGAUGACACGGAGCCAUACUUUAUUGGAAUAUUUUGCUUUGAAGCUGGCAUCAAGAUCAUCGCGCUGGGGUUUGUUUUUCACAAAGGUUCCUAUCUCCGGAACGGCUGGAAUGUCAUGGAUUUUGUUGUGGUCCUCACAGGGAUUCUGGCCACAGCUGGGACCCAGUUUGACCUCCGGACUCUGAGAGCCGUGCGGGUUUUGAGGCCGCUGAAGCUUGUCUCGGGAAUCCCAAGUUUGCAGGUUGUCCUCAAGUCCAUCAUGAAAGCGAUGGUGCCUCUCCUCCAGAUCGGCCUCCUCCUGUUCUUCGCCAUUGUGAUGUUUGCCAUCAUCGGACUGGAGUUCUACAUGGGCAAGUUUCACAAGGCCUGCUUCUCCAAUGAAACAGGCGAGCGGGUGGGGGAUUUCCCCUGCGGAGCAGAGCCGCCUGCCAGGAGCUGCCUCGAAGGGACGUGCCAAGAAUACUGGGAAGGCCCCAACUUCGGGAUCACCAACUUCGACAACAUCCUCUUUGCCGUCCUCACGGUCUUCCAGUGCAUCACCAUGGAGGGGUGGACGGACAUCCUUUACAAUACUAAUGAUGCAGCAGGGAAUAUGUGGAACUGGCUUUAUUUCAUUCCUCUGAUCAUCAUUGGCUCCUUCUUCAUGCUCAAUCUGGUCCUGGGUGUCUUGUCAGGCGAGUUUGCCAAAGAACGAGAGCGGGUCGAGAACCGCCGGGCCUUCCUGAAACUCCGGAGACAGCAGCAGAUCGAGAGGGAACUCAACGGCUACUUGGAGUGGAUCUUUAAGGCAGAGGAGGUGAUGCUAGCUGAGGAAGACAAGAACGCGGAAGAGAAAUCCCCUCUGGAUGUGCUGAAAAGGGCCACAAUAAAGAAAAGCAAGAACGAUCUAAUCCAUGCGGAAGAGGGUGAAGACCACUUCACAGAUGUUUGCUCCGUGGGGUCCCCCUUUGCCCGGGCCAGCCUGAAGAGCAGCAAGAACGAGAGCUCCUCCUACUUCCGCCGGAAGGAGAAGAUGUUCCGCUUCUUCAUCCGGCGCAUGGUGAAAGCCCAGAGCUUCUACUGGAUGGUCCUCUGCGUCGUGGCCCUCAACACCUUGUGCGUCGCCAUCGUGCACUACGACCAGCCGGAGGGACUCACCACCGCGCUCUAUUUUGCGGAGUUUGUUUUCCUGGGCCUCUUUCUUACCGAGAUGACCCUGAAGAUGUAUGGAUUGGGGCCGAGGAAUUAUUUCCACUCCUCGUUCAACUGCUUUGACUUUGGGGUGAUUGUGGGGAGCAUCUUUGAAGUCAUCUGGGCGGCCGUGAAGCCAGGCACCUCCUUCGGCAUCAGCGUGUUGCGAGCUCUUCGGCUGCUGAGGAUUUUCAAAGUCACCAAGUACUGGAACUCCCUGAGGAACCUGGUCGUCUCCUUGCUGAACUCCAUGAAGUCCAUUAUCAGUUUGCUCUUCCUCCUCUUCCUCUUCAUCGUCGUCUUCGCUUUGCUGGGCAUGCAGCUCUUCGGAGGACAAUUUCAUUUCAACGAUGAAACACCAACCACCAACUUCGAUACUUUCCCCACUGCCAUUCUAACUGUAUUUCAGAUCCUGACGGGGGAAGAUUGGAACGCAGUGAUGUACCAGGGGAUCGAAUCCCAAGGGGGUGUCCACUCAGGGAUGUUCUCCUCGGUCUACUUCAUUGUCCUGACGCUCUUCGGUAACUACACCCUCCUGAAUGUCUUCUUGGCCAUCGCUGUGGACAACCUCGCCAACGCACAAGAGCUGACCAAGGACGAAGAGGAGAUGGAAGAGGCCACGAACCAGAAACUCGCCCUGCAGAAGGCCAAGGAGGUAGCAGAUGUCAGUCCCCUCUCGGCAGCUAACAUUUCCAUAGCAGCUUUUGUAAAGCAAACUCGAGCUACUGUCUCUCGCAGCUCUUCAGUCACCAGCGUAAAUUCACCCAAACAGCAGAAUGCCUCCAAGUCCAAGUCUGUGUGGGAGCAGCGCACCAGCCAGAUCCGAAUGCACAACUUCCGGACCAGCUGCGAAGCGCUGUACAACGAGCUGGACCCGGAGGACAGAGUGCGCUACGCGACCAACCUUCACAUCCGCCCGGACAUGAAGACUCACUUGGACCGCCCCCUGGUGGUGGAGACGAGGACCGAAGGCCGCAACAACAACGGCAGUAAGCUGAGUCCCGGGGACGUGCAGGAGGAAGGGGCGGAGCCCGCGAAGGCCCCUCCGGCCGAGAGCACCGAGGGGCCACGGAAGCACCACCGGCACCGAGAGAAGGACAAGGCCGGUGAGCAGGAGAAGAGCACCGCGCCCAAGGAAGAGAAUGGCGAAUCUGGAACGAACCACAAAGAGGAACGCCACCGGGCGCACCGGAGCCGCAGCAAAGAGGGCGAGGGCGGUGGCAAGGAAGGGAAGAGUGAGCGCAACAAGGGCCCGGAAGGCGGCCGAAGGCACCACCGCCGCGGGUCGGUGGAGGAGGGAGCCGAGCGGGAGCACAGGCGCCACCGCGGCCACCGGCACUCGGCCGAGCGGCAAGCCAAAGAAGGCAACGGGGCCGUCAACGGCACCAAGACGGAGCGCCGCUCAAGGCACCGGGGAGGAUCCCGGCCCGGGAACCGGGAAGGCGACCCGGGCUCCAAAGGAGAGGGCGGGGACGAGCCCCACAGGCGGCACAAGAUGCGGCACAAGGCCCUCUCGACCUACGAGUCGGUGGACAAGGAGAAUGGGGAGAAGGAGGGGGAGCCGGGAGAGAAGGAGCUGAGGAACCACCAGCCGAGGGAAGGCCAGUGUGACGCAGAGCCCUGUGGGGACAUGAGUGUUGCUCCCCUGCACACCCUGCCCAGCACCUGCCUGCAGAGAGUCCUAGAGCAGCCGGAAGACGCCGACAACCAGAAGAACGUCACCCUCAUGGGCCAGCCGCCCCUGGACGCCCCUGCUGUCAACAUUCCAGUCACCAUCACUGCCCCCCCAGUGGAGUCUGCUGUCAUACCAAUGAACAACGUUGAAUUUGAAGCUAAGACAGAAGAGAAGAAAGACAUGGGUGCAGACGAUGACUUGACCAAAAACGGACCGAAACCAAUCCUGCCUUACAGCUCAAUGUUCAUCCUGAGUCCUACCAACCCAAUCCGCCGCCUGUGCCAUUACAUCGUGAACAUGCGCUACUUUGAGAUGGUCAUCCUCAUGGUCAUUGCGCUCAGCAGCAUCGCCCUGGCUGCUGAAGACCCGGUCCAGGCUGAGUCGCCAAGGAAUGAGGCUCUCAAGUACCUGGAUUAUAUAUUCACAGGUGUCUUUACAUUUGAGAUGGUGAUAAAGAUGAUCGACCUGGGCCUUCUGCUUCAUCCCGGCUCCUAUUUUCGUGACCUCUGGAACAUCCUGGACUUUAUUGUGGUCAGUGGGGCUCUUGUGGCCUUCGCCUUUUCAGGGAACAAAGGGAAGGAUAUCAACACCAUCAAGUCCCUGCGAGUUCUGAGGGUCCUUCGGCCGCUGAAGACCAUCAAACGCCUGCCCAAGUUAAAGGCUGUCUUUGACUGCGUGGUGAAUUCUCUGAAGAACGUACUGAACAUCCUCAUUGUUUACAUGCUCUUCAUGUUCAUCUUUGCUGUCAUUGCCGUCCAGCUCUUCAAAGGCCGGUUCUUUUACUGCACCGAUGAGUCAAAGGACCUGGAGAAGGACUGCAGGGGCCAAUAUCUGGAUUACGAGAAGGACGAGGUGGAAGCACAGCCCAGGCAAUGGAAGAAAUACGAAUUCCACUAUGACAACGUCCUCUGGGCUCUCUUGACCCUGUUCACUGUCUCCACUGGAGAGGGGUGGCCGACGGUUCUGAAGCAUUCCGUUGACGCGACGUACGAGAAUCAAGGCCCGAGCCCCGGGUACCGAAUGGAGAUGUCCAUCUUCUACGUGGUCUAUUUCGUGGUCUUCCCUUUCUUCUUUGUGAACAUCUUUGUGGCUUUAAUUAUCAUCACCUUCCAGGAGCAGGGCGACAAAGUCAUGUCCGAAUGCAGCCUGGAAAAAAACGAGAGAGCCUGCAUAGACUUCGCCAUCAGCGCCAAGCCUCUGACGCGCUACAUGCCGCAGAACAAGCAGUCGUUCCAGUACAAGAUGUGGAAGUUUGUGGUCUCGCCCCCUUUCGAGUACUUCAUCAUGGUCAUGAUAGCACUCAACACCAUUGUGUUGAUGAUGAAGUUCUACGACGCCCCUAGUCCAUACGAAGAAAUGCUGAAAUGCCUCAACAUUGUGUUUACGUCCAUGUUUUCUUUGGAAUGUGUGCUGAAGAUCAUUGCCUUUGGAGCCCUGAAUUAUUUCCGUGAUGCCUGGAACAUCUUUGAUUUUGUCACGGUCUUGGGAAGUAUUACUGAUAUUUUAGUAACGGAGAUUGCGGACAAUUUCAUCAACCUCAGCUUCCUCCGGCUCUUCCGGGCAGCCCGGCUCAUCAAGCUUCUUCGCCAGGGAUACACCAUCCGGAUCCUGCUCUGGACCUUUGUCCAGUCUUUCAAGGCCUUACCAUAUGUGUGUCUUCUCAUUGCAAUGCUUUUCUUCAUCUAUGCCAUCAUUGGCAUGCAGGUAUUUGGAAACAUUGCGCUGAAUGACGAAACUGCCAUCAACCGACACAACAACUUUCAAACGUUCUUGCAAGCCUUGAUGCUGCUCUUCCGGAGUGCCACCGGAGAAGCCUGGCACGAGAUCAUGCUGGCCUGUUUGAGCAACCAAGCCUGCGAGGCCCUCUCCAAGCUCAGCAAGAACGAGUGCGGCAGUGACUUUGCCUACUUCUACUUCGUCUCCUUCAUCUUCCUCUGCUCCUUCCUGAUGUUGAACCUCUUUGUGGCUGUAAUCAUGGACAACUUUGAGUACUUGACACGCGACUCUUCCAUCCUAGGACCCCACCACCUCGAUGAGUUCAUUCGCAUUUGGGCAGAAUAUGACCCUGCUGCCUGUGGGCGCAUCAGUUACACGGACAUGUAUGAGAUGUUGAGGCACAUGUCCCCGCCACUAGGUCUGGGAAAGAAAUGUCCUGCACGUGUGGCCUAUAAGCGCCUGGUGCGGAUGAAUAUGCCGAUCUCAAACGACGACUUGAGUGUCCACUUCACCUCAACGCUGAUGGCCUUGAUCCGGACUGCCUUGGAAAUCAAACUUGCAUCUGGAGUCUUGCAGCACCAGUGUGAUGCUGAACUGAGGAAGGAGAUCUCACUGGUUUGGCCCAACCUGUCCCCAAAGACUCUGGACCUCUUGGUCCCCCCUCACAAACCUGAGGCAAUGACCGUGGGGAAGGUCUACGCAGCUCUCAUGAUAUUUGACUUCUACAAGCAGAAUAAGAACACCCGGGAUCCGGCCCACCCUGCCCCAGGAGGCCUUCGCCCGACAGGAACCGUCUCUCUUUUCCAACCGUUGAAAGCAGCCCUCGAGCAAAGCCAGCCCGUCUUCCCCAACGCUUUUCUCCGUCAAAAGAGCUCCGCUUCUCUCAACAACGGGGGUGCCUUACCGACGCCGGAGGGAGGAGGGAUCAAGGAGUCGGUUUCGUGGGGAACUCAACGGACUCAAGACGUGUUUUACGAAACCAGGACACCAGCAUUUGUGCGAGGGCGCUCGGAGGAAAUUCCCAUCGAACAGACAAGCAAACAGGUUGUAGAAAUGCGAGAGAUCAGCCCAACCCUGGCCAACGGCGAGCAGAAGCCUGGCCUGGAGAGCCAGGGCCGGGCCGCUUCCAUGCCACGCUUGGCGGCUGAAACUCAGCCCAUCCCGGACACGAGCCCCAUGAAGCGCUCCAUCUCCACGCUGAACCCGCAGCGUCCCCACGCCACACACCUCUACGAACAUUCCCGGCCAGUGGAGCACACCCACCACCAUCACCAUCACCGCUGCCACCGGCGGAAAGAGAGGAAGCAGAAGUCGGUUGACAAGCCACCCAACCACCUGGCCGACGGUGAUGCUCCUGGCGAAGCCGCGUCCAAGGCCAAGAAGCAGGAGCGGGGCCGGUCCCAAGAACGGAAGCUUCACUCCUCGUCCUCCUCCGAAAAGCAGCGCUUCUACUCCUGUGAUCGAUACGGGAGCCGAGACCACUCCCAGCCCAAGUCGUCCGAGCACAGCCGGCCCACCUCCCCCAGCGGGGGACAGGAGCCCGGGGCACAGAAACCGGGCAGUGGUUCAGUUAAUGGGAGCCCCUUGCUGUCAACCUCUGGGACUAGCACCCCGUGCCGCGGUCGGAGGCAGCUGCCGCAGACGCCGCUGACCCCUCGCCCCAGCAUCACGUACAAGACGGCCAACUCCUCGCCCGUCCACUUCUCCAGUUUCCAGACUGGCUUGCCGACCUUCUCCCCGGGCCGCUUGAGCCGGGGUUUGUCUGAGCACAACGCCUUGCUGCAUGGAGAUGCCCAGGGCCCCUCUCAGCCCCUGAUGGCCCGGAUCGGCUCGGAUCCUUACCUGGGGCACCGGGAAGACAGUGACAGUCCGCAUCAUGUUGUGCCCGAGGACACGCUUACGUUUGAGGAGGCCAUGGCCACUAAUUCGGGAAGAUCCUCUCGGACAUCCUACGUCUCCUCUUUGACUUCCCAGUCCCACCAAAUUCGCCGAGUCCCCAAUGGGUACCAUUACACCUUGGGCCUCAGCGCCGGGCCCGGGACCAGCACCAGAGCACGUAGCUAUUAUCAGGAACGGGACAAAGAUGAUUGGUGCUAACAGAAAAGGGACCUGGUCUUUGCACACUGGCGGUCGAUGAGUUUUAUCAUCCAGAAAGCUACGGUGGGUGAGCACUCGGCCCCGUGGCGUCGGGGUAGCGGGGACGUGGCAAGCAAGACGUGCCUCCUUGCGAUAACCCUGCCCAGAAGACUGCCUUGAGUGCACGCACAAUGCCAACAGAGACGCCCCCUGCUCCUCCCACUCUUGGCAGCCUGGCCUCUCCUCUUGCACUAGAGAGCUCUUGGUCAGUCCUGAAGGGUCAUUCUUUGGAAGGAGAUCCUGCUCUGCUCCUUACUGCCUCGUCCGGGUCGACGACGCCCCGUCAUCAGAUGACAAAGUGGGAACUCGUGCAAAGAACUUGAACUUGGGUCAGCUGAUCUUUUGGGGACUGGAGUCUUUGCACAGUUUUGGAGGAGCGGGGGGACCGGGGAACACAGGGACCCUCUUGUACAAAAAAAUAGGCCUCUCGUUUAUCUUGCCCACACUUGAAGUGGGGAGGAUCCAGCUGGACGUUGGACUUGAUAUUUGGCAGCAGCCAAUGGCGCCAGAACCGGAACCAUCCAGCAGACAAAAGCUCCAUUUUGUCGUCUGUGACUCCUUUUCUUUGUGUGUCUGUUUCCACUGUGGGGGGCGGGGUCCUUCACAUUGACAUUUUGGGGAAGCCCCCCGCCCGCCAUCCUGAGGAGAGCUAAUUCUUUGGGCAUGGAUGGUGUCCAGGCUGACGCUCCUGCUGCUAACUUCUUACGUUUUCUCCGUCGGAAUGCAAGAUGCCCCUUCCCCGUCCCGUCUUGUUUACAGUCUCAUCUCGAGAGAAGAAAAGGGGGUGCGGGGGAAGGGGUGGCGGUGCAGGGCAGGUGAAGGAAGUGUGUCGUUGGUUUUAUAUCCCGAGCUGUUAGAUAAACUUUAACUUUU
Hemicordylus capensis (graceful crag lizard) is the source of this 8476-nucleotide messenger RNA. RefSeq names its product calcium voltage-gated channel subunit alpha1 B (gene CACNA1B). Gene Ontology annotation, molecular function: calcium ion binding; high voltage-gated calcium channel activity. Gene Ontology annotation, biological process: chemical synaptic transmission; calcium ion import across plasma membrane. The transcript has 50 exons. The record is from RefSeq and is a predicted model, not a curated record. NCBI's taxonomy places the organism in Eukaryota, Metazoa, Chordata, Lepidosauria, Squamata, Cordylidae. Gene Ontology annotation, cellular component: membrane; voltage-gated calcium channel complex; neuronal cell body. Bases 104 to 7564 code for a protein of 2486 amino acids.